Uncinocarpus reesii 1704 is the source of this 1305-nucleotide messenger RNA. RefSeq lists its product as uncharacterized. The coding region runs from base 1 to 1305 and encodes 434 amino acids. The record is from RefSeq and is a predicted model, not a curated record. Lineage: Eukaryota; Fungi; Ascomycota; Eurotiomycetes; Onygenales; Onygenaceae. The transcript has 4 exons.
AUGACCAGCUCAAUCAAGAUCCCUUGCUUCUGCCCCUGGGACUGCUCAUUUAGCGGCACACAGAUGGCGACCAGCGGCUCAUUCCCCGGUCCCGCUCCAGCUAUCCUUGCGUCCGCACUUCUCCCACCGUGCCCAGCGGAGACGGGAAACGAAGCCCAAAGACCGGCUCCUGAGUGUAACUGGGAUUUGCAGUGCGAUAUUGACAAGGGCAUCUCGCUCACAAGUGCCGAGAGAUCAGUGUUUGGUCCUGGUCGAGUGGUGGGCAUAUCCGGGUUGCAACCCGGAAGUGUAGAGCCUCGUGAACAGAAAGAUAAGGAUUCGGGAGUCGUACGAAGCUGGGUGCUUGAUCUCUCCACGCAUCUGAUCCUCUCUCUUUUGACACGGCCACAUUUACCACCUUCACGACCUGAUUCUGAUACAAUAUCUGAGCUCCUGCCACAGGCUUUUAUUAUUCAAUUUUACGGCUCGCGCACUUUUACUCGAGAGUAUCUUCUCGGAUCAAUCCAGCAGAAGCUUCCAGAGCACUCAAUGAACCUAUCUCAGGCUAUACUCAACAGCGUCAAGAUCUUCCGUGCCUUCAAUUUCGAUGAGAUCGUUGACGCUAUAUCUCAAAUUUCAAACACCUUGUACACCACACAACAGCAACAAACCUCCCGUGCGCGCUCACUGCUCCUUUUAGAAGACCUAGAUCAAUCCGUCGCAGAGAUCCAGCGUACCUCCAGCACCUUAGCCACACAGGCGAGACUUGUGCCGCUGCUCCGCACUUUGACUGUUCUCUCUCGAACACACGCCACGCACCUCACUGUCAUCGUAGUGAAUACAAUCCUCCUUCCAUCCUCAACUGCAAGUGUUCUACCAGAACAAAGCGGCGCGGAGCAUACCUUUGAACAGUCAGAUAUACCGCCUCAGUCCCAACACUUUCACCGUCAAAAUCACUAUCAACCAGUCUGUUCAAUCUUUUCGCCCGCGCCACUACCGCGCCCUCAAGCGUAUCCGGAAUUAGCACCGACCCAGGGGCAGAGCCAGGUGUAUUCGUCUUCAGCCACCAAACCAACUUCUCAGCAUGCAAUUCCGCACUACCCAUCCUCACUAGCCCGUUCAUUCGAUCAAGGUUUCGAUACCCAUCUUCUUGUUUCCAAGAAGGAAACUAGCAUGAUCAUCGAAGUGGCCAAGGACCGCGUGGGCAACGCCUUGGGUAGAUGGCGUUACAAGGCGUAUGACUUCGAAAACAAAUGGACGAUAUUAUUCCCACAUGGAUCCCAGACUCCAUCCCACCCCCGUCUAUUGAUGCCAGGUUCAACUUAA